AUGGCUUCACCGCGUUCACAGGUUCCUGCAGCCGGAAUGUUCAGGACUGUCGCGAGUUGCUAUGACCAGCUGGGCGUCGAACGCAGCGCGACAGAGAGCCAGAUUCGGCGUGCCUUCCACAUGAAGGCUUUGCAGUGGCACCCCGACAAAUGCAAUGCCCCAGAUGCGGCAGAGCAGUUUCGACGAGUGAAUGAGGCUUUCAAGAUCCUCAGCUCUGACACGAGCCGCCGGGAGCACGAUGCCCAGCUCGAGGCGCGGCUGCGUCCCAGGACGGAGCCUCCCCAAGCGGCUCCCGUGCGGCGCCUUUGGGAGCCCCUGGCAGCCUUCCGGCAAGUGCUGCUGGAGGCGUCUGCAGGGAAGGUCGUCUCUGUGCCGGAGCUCAGGGCCUGGUCCGGGAGGUACGCGAUCCCGUUUCCAGCGGAUUGCAUCGAGCGUGGCGACCUGAUCUCCCAGCUGCUGCAUCAAGUCGAAGGUGAGCUGGACCGUCGUGUGCGGCAAUCCGCGUCUCUUUCACAGGAUUGGUCAGAGCUGCAGAAGGCAGACCUUGUCGCGUGGCUGGAGACUCGAGGCUGCAGCUUGAAGUUUGUCCUCCAUGACGAUGCCGUGGACAAGAAAAAGCUCAUCCAGAUCGUUUCUGGUUACUUGGCACGGGAGCCUUUCCCACCAGCUGGACGUUCUGCACAGAAGCCGGCAGCAUGCAGUCCGCAGAUGUCUGCAUCACCAACAGCAAGCCGAGCUCCAUCACCACCAGCACCUUCCUGCAAGCCUUGCACUCCUCGCGCUCCUGCCAAGAAGAGCAAGGCAAAAGGCGGCUUCUCCUGGGCAGCCUUUUGGCUUGGGGCCAGCAGGCCGGAGCCGGGUGGUGGCGCAAAGGCCGAAGCGAAGGCCAAAGCGAAGGCCGAGCCGAAGCCCAAGACGAAGCGCAAGGCCAAGGCCAAGGCCAAGCGUGAGGCCAAGGCCCAACCUCUGCUGUCGCCGCCCCCACGCAAGCGAAGCCAGAGCCAGUGCAGCUCUUGGCAGAAGAGGAGCCGGAGCGAGGCUGCUCCGGGCACGAAGAAGAAGGCAAAGGCGACACCCUUGAAAAAAAAGCCGCCCGUGGAAUUGCCCUCGUCUUCCAGCUCCAGCUCAAGCUCAGAAUCCUCGGAGAGCUCGAAGAGCUCGGAGACUUCGGAGAGCUCGCAGCCUCCGAAGGCCGAGGCGAAGCCGGCACUUCCUACGGUGAAGAAGCCUCCAGCCGAAGGUCCUCGAUGUCGUCGCCCUCGCAAGACGGCUGCCGAAACAGAAGCCCUUGCGAAGCUCGAGGAGCUGCGUGCAAAGCUCGAGGCCCUGCGUGAGGCGAGGAGGGAGGCAGACUACCCACAGGCUGCUCCCGUUCUGAAGGAGUUGGGUACGUUGGACGAGCAAAACAGGAUCAGCUGGAAGCACCUCCAACAAAGCAGGCUGUUUACCGAGCUGAACCGGGUAUUCUGGCGCCAGCAGGUGCACGGUACAAGUUUUGGUCUCGCCGGGGCUUUGUUGGCCAAGUGGGUUCGCCGGCGCGAGGAUGCUCUCAAAAAUGCCUGA
Molecule: messenger RNA, 1563 nt
Organism: Symbiodinium sp. CCMP2456
Lineage: Eukaryota; Dinophyceae; Suessiales; Symbiodiniaceae
Source: the annotation of a GenBank genome assembly